Haliotis rufescens (red abalone) is the source of this 2671-nucleotide messenger RNA. RefSeq lists its product as uncharacterized. The transcript is spliced from 5 exons. The record is from RefSeq and is a predicted model, not a curated record. Bases 765 to 2357 code for a protein of 530 amino acids. Gene Ontology annotation, molecular function: protein binding. Lineage: Eukaryota; Metazoa; Mollusca; Gastropoda; Lepetellida; Haliotidae.
CCUGACAAUACAGUUGUUGACAUCACGUACAUCAAUCUACGCAAUCAAGAUACAAUGUACGAUGACAUGCAUCAAAUAAGGCAGCGAGCCUUGCCACCCAAACCUGUUAUUCGCCUCUUCCGACAAGCAUGGGUCGCUGAGGAGAAAUUUAACCCGGAUCUUCAUGGGUUAGUGUGUAGUGGACACCAAACUGGGUCAUUCGAUCAUACCUAGUUUAUUGAAAUAGUAUUGAUUAUCAUAUACCUAGAGUCUGUAAUGUAUGUCCUAGUACGACGGUAGCACUGUGGCACGAGGCGAGCCCCCGCCGCACGCAACCAUGUGAUUAAGCGUUACAACGAGAAUGAUCUCGGUUCACAUAACGGUCCCAGAAGACACUGUCUUGCAGUUUGUAUUACCACGCUGUCAGCCCGCAGUACAAAGACAGGCUAUUGGACCACUGUGUUAUCUCUGUGGUCAUGACUGUGGUCGUCGAAAGACAACAUAUGAGCUGAGAGUGCAUUAAAAGGCCGUGUAGAUUGUACUGUAGGCAGGUAAGGGCAUUUGAUCAAGUGUUUCCCAUGUCCUGUCGACACCGUGUCCUAGUUAUUUGAAGGUUAUGUUAGAUAUAACGCUCAUAGUUAUAUUGAAUAGACGUAUGACACAGUAACAACAGAAUGCAGUUUUAUGCAUGUUCAUUCAUGAGUACUGCAUACAGGAUCUGCGUCGCCUCCUAUUGUUGAUGUAAUUCAAACUGCAACGUCUUCAACGCCAUCAACGCCAACGCCAUGCCGCUACUGACAAAUACACGCGCUGAGAAAGUGAGACGAUUAUGUAAGCAGGGGAGUGAAAUGGAGGGCCCCGGGCAGAUCAGACUGUUUGAAGAAGCACUGACUGAAGCAGAACACCUUGGCACAAACAGAGAGAAAAAUGUAUGUAUAUGCCGCCUCAACCUUGCUACAGCAUACGUACACACUGCUGAUAGAAUCCAGACAGGUAUAGACAUGUUGAGUGACAUGACAACCACGGCUGAGAAACAUCACCCCGUCAUCCUUUCAGACAUUUAUUAUUACAAAGCAGUGGGGAUGAUGCGUGUGAAGGGGGAUCGAGUCCUUUCACGCACAGAGUCAGAUGGUAUCCUACAUGCCCUGUACCAAGCUAAGCAGUAUGAUGACGACAGUGGGUCGGAUACAUGUCUGAAGCAAUACAUCUUAACAGCACUUUUGCGUUUCGAACGCAGAGACAGUGAGCGUUGUGAACUUCUGAAAGAAAAGAUUCUCGCGUACAAACAGGACAGGGAUUCAGAGGACGUGGACUCUGUACUGCAGAUGGUGUAUGAGAUGAUGAACCUGUUGCUGAAACGUGACCCAAAGGAGGCUAAAGAGGAAGGACGGCGUUGUCUGGCCGUUAUUCCCGAGGAUGAUUCCAGUUGUACCAGUAUCUCCACGACAACCUGGUGUGACCUUGGACUUGUCUACACUCAAAUACAAGAAUAUAGAAACGCUGUGAAGUACUUCGAAAGGUCCCAUGGUAAACUUCAGGAGGCUGACUCGUUUGCGGAGAUGCCACAGCAAUGUCUGCAGAUGCGCCACAACAUAGCAGCCGUGUAUCUUCUUCAGAAAGAUUUCACAGCAGCAGUCAGUACAUACGCAGGCGAAGAUGGAAAGAAAAGCCUUGAUGAUCUCCGGAAGGAGAUCCAGGACAAGGACCUACUGUCCCAUGCCUACCUUAACCUGGCGUUCGCGUAUCUGCGACAACGGUUCCCAGAGAAUGACGCUCUGGGGCAGGAGGAAGCCCUUCAGCUUGCCUACACAAACUACAAGACUGCUCUGGACAUACAGAUUGAAACUGGAGACAUGGAAGGGGCACACACGUCCCUGGAGGGUCUAGCAGCCACUGUACUCACGAUGGAGAGGUCGGUGAAGACGCUGGAGUGGAUGAAGCUGGAUCUAGGACUGAUGGACUACCAGGCUGAACAACUGAAGGCAAAUAUCGGGAAGAUAGUGAAAGAACUCGCCGCCAUGAAAAGUGACCAUGACGAACUUGUAAAAGAGAAAGAGAUUUCUAUAAAGACAGAUCAUGGCCAAACACAUUCUGUUAAGGGGAAACAUAAGCGCGAUGAAAAGAUAAGUGGUUCUAAAACUCUUAAUAAGACAAAUGACGCUAAAACUUCUAUUAAAAAAGCAGAAUCGAGUUCAGCUGCUAAGAAUGACAAUUUUAAAUCAGCUGGCAAGAAUGAUGCCGAAUCUAAAUCAGCUGGCAUUGAGCCCGAAUCCCAUUCAACUGGUAAGAAAGACGAUUCACAAAACGCCGACAGUGGAAAUAAAUCCCACAAGAGUGUGAAAGAUAAAAAACCUGCCCGUGAAGAAUUACCAGCAUGACAACCGCAAUGAUAGUGAUGACUGCAGUGUAACAUUGCAACAAGAGCUGGUUCAAGAACAUUGUUUAUUGAUUUCUUUCUGAUUAUGUUACAACUGUGUGAUGUAUAGACUGUUAUAGAGAAGAGAAAUAUUAAAUUAAAUGUUACCAAUUUCUCUACUGUGGUUUGAUAAUGCCCCGUGUUAGGUACACAUCUACCAAUAACAUUCGAUCCCAUUUGCGUGGAUCGACGCUCAUGAUGUCAAUCCUUGAACUGUCUGAUUCAGACUCGAUUAUUUACAGACCGCCGUCAUAUAGCUGGAAUAUCGCGUUAAAG